AAAAUGCCAAUAAAAUUAAAAAUGUAAAAAACAAACAAAAAAAAACAUCAUGGGUUCUCCAGAGUUAAACAUAUUUAAAAGAAGAUUUUUUUACAGGAUUUGUAUUUUUAUUUAAAAACUUGCUGUGAAGGUCGAUAUUUUUAACAAUAGUUUUGCUAUAUUUAAUGGUGUCUUUCUAGAAGUUUCUCUCUCUUCGUUCUACGGUGUUUUCUGAACUCCAGACAGUUGUAAGUCAAUCAGGCCACAGGGGGCGCUACAGCCUGAUGUUACUUCUGUGAAAUGAAUGUCAGCAGUUCUGCUCAGAAGAAGCAACAUUGCAAACUCCUGGACUUGUCACGAUGGUAAGAAGCUACAAAUGUCAGUAAAAGAAUCCUCUCUCAAUCCCAGAUGGAUGCAGUUUAAUGAAGAGAAGUACGACUAUGAAGGGCUCCCUUGAAAAAGAGGUUUUAAAUCUCAAUGGGAUCCACCCCUGGUUAAAUAAAGGUUAAGAAAGAAACUCCUCCAUCACGUUUGUUGACUCCAAAUCCAAGAAACUGAAGAGAUCAAAAGUAAAGAAUGAAAUUACUUUAAGUAAAACGUUUUCAUGAUAGUAUUGAAAUAUUCCUCAUAUUCCUGUUAUUGCUCUUAUGUUUUCUCCUGCUUGGCGUGCUGAUUAUGAGACAACGCGACGACUCGAGGAUGUGAUUCCAGGUCAGAAUGACUGGCAGAGGAAGAACGGAGAGCGGCGUCGCCAUGACGUCCGGAUUUGACGGCUCUUCUACUCGGCUCCUCCGAGGAGCGUUAUUAUUCCGCUCACAAACACAACAGCCUGGAAGCGAUGGACGCCGGAUUAAAGGAUAGGACUGUGUUGCAGCAAAAAACUGGGGGAGGUUAGCAGAGGACUACCUCAACAACUUGGGGGCUCGUCCGGGAUGAGGAGAUAGUUUUGUGGGAGGGUACCAGCAUCUUCAAGUCCAGGCUCACAUCAGAUAAGAAAAAACUGCAAACAACGAAGAGCGGCAGAAAAAAAACAUUAAUGAAAGCAGGAUCUGGUUUGUGACGGGAUGAAGGAGGUAAAUGUGUUCAGGCCUCAGUGACCAGGGGCUCAGGCUGUCCAGCACAGGUGGCCAGAGAUCCCCCCUGUUGUUGUUCGAGGCUGGAGGGCAGGCGAGCUUCUGUCGGAGUCCAGGAUCGUCGGACACGUGAUGAGGAGACGAGUCGCUGGUGGAGCCGAUGGGGCACGAAAGGAGAUUAUGCAUGUUUGGGAUCAAAACAUUCAGCACGUUUAUGACAUUCAGCAAUCUUCAUUCGGUAUCUUCAGCAAACAGCUUCAGCAUCUUUAGCGACCACAUUCAGCAAAAGCCUGAUCGCAGCAGGCGGCACGUUUGCUUUUGAAAACAUCUUUUCUGCUGGAUGUUGGACAAAAACCAGAAAAUUCACGAUGUUCCCUCGGAAGGAGAACCCCAUCCGUAAAGAGCUUUUUUACUGCUCCGCUUUGGAUUUGGUUCCAUUUCUCAAGAUCUGUGCGCAGACACAAACGCAGGACACAGAAUGACGCCUUGAAGACUAGAAGACUCGUGAAACUCGUAAGGCUCACAAGACGAUCUGGAAACGGUUGGCAGGAGAACGCCGACUAAAAUAGAGAGGCGUGUCGAUCAAGCACAGGUGUGUUCGUUAAGAAGGAGAACCAGGUGGGAGAAACAGAGAGAAGGAUAAAAGAGUUGUUUCCCGCGCGCAGGAGGGAAGGGAUCCGAGGCUGGACGCUGCCGUCAGAGAGGACCCCCCAAACGCAGACCUGGCUGCCCCCAUGCCUAUCGAAUUUGUUUGCAAAAUCAAAUUUGCAGAGGAGGAUGAGAAGCAGAAAAGCAAACAGGAUGGGGACAAGGAGAGCCUGAUCGAGGAGAGCUGCGCGCCUCCGGCCAAGGACUUGGCGGGCUUUGCAAACUCCUGCUCCCUCCAUGGAAUUAACCACAUCUUCGUCUCCGGGCGCCUCGGCAUCCGGCAGACGCUCUGGGCUCUCGCCUUCCUGACUUCCCUGGCGCUGUUUCUGUACCACGCGGCCAAAUGUGCCAUCUCCUACCUGGAGCACCCGCACGUGACGGCCCUGAACGAGGAAGCCUCUCCGGAGAUGGUCUUUCCCGCCGUGACCAUCUGCAACAUCAACCGCUUCCGCUUCUCCGCGCUCACCGACGCCGACAUCUACCACCUGGCGAACCUGACGGGCCUGCCGCCCAAGAACCGGGACGGGCACAAGCCCACCGACCUGAUGUACCCCGCGCCCGACAUGCAGGACAUCUUCAACCGGACGGGGCACCAGCUGGAGGAGAUGCUGAUGAGCUGCAACUUCAGCGGGCACAACUGCUCGGCGGAGGACUUCUCUGUGGUUUACACCAGAUAUGGGAAAUGCUACACUUUUAAUGGCAACAAGACCACAUCCAGGAAAACCAAGCAGGGCGGAAUGGGAAACGGGCUGGAAAUCAUGUUGGAUAUACAGCAGGACGAGUAUCUGCCCAUCUGGAGAGAGACAAACGAGACUUCCCUGGAGGCCGGCAUCCGCGUUCAGAUCCACAGUCAGGACGAGCCCCCCUACAUCCACCAGCUGGGCUUCGGCGUCUCUCCGGGCUUUCAGACCUUUGUUUCAUGUCAGGAGCAGAGGCUGACCUACCUGCCCCAGCCCUGGGGGAACUGCCGCUCCACCAGCAAGGAGAAGUUCCCCGGAUACGACACGUACAGCAUCAGCGCCUGUCGCCUGCUCUGCGAGACCAACGAGGUCCUGCGGGUGUGCAAGUGCAGAAUGGUUCACAUGCCAGGAACGGCAGAUAUUUGCCCCCCCAGUAAAAUCAGCUGUGUUGACAAAGCGCUGGCUCAGCUGCAGAAGAACAGCGGGGAUACCUGUCCCUGCGAGACGCCCUGUAAUCUCACCCGCUACGGGAAGGAGCUCUCCAUGGUCAAAAUCCCCAGCAAAGGCUCCGCCCGCUACCUGUCCAGGAAAUACGACAAGUCGGAGGACUACAUCAGAGAUAACUUCCUGGUGUUAGACAUCUUCUUUGAAGCUCUUAACUAUGAAACCAUCGAGCAGAAGAAGGCGUAUGACGUCGCCGGUUUAUUAGGUGACAUCGGUGGACAGAUGGGCUUGUUCAUAGGAGCCAGCAUCCUGACAGUCUUGGAAAUACUGGAUUACAUCUUUGAGGUGAUCAAGUUCCGCCUCCUGCGUCUGUUGAGGCCACAGAAGGAGGAGAAGAAGCCGCCAAAAAGCACAGUGGCCACCGUCAGCCUGGAGGAAAUGAAAGCGAAGGAGCCCAACGACACAGCGAGGAGUCACCCAGAAGGCGCCUACGCCAACGCCAUCCUCCCCAACCACCACCACCUGCACCCCCACCACCAUCGCGCCGGGCACCACGGGGUGUUUGAGGACUUCGCUUGCUAAAACAAACCAUUGUUUUCUGUCCUGGUGACAGCAAAAGAUAAGACCUGUCUGUGGCCAGAUCCGUAUCCGAGCCCCCAGCAUUCCCGGCAUUCCUUUGCUGUCACCAGGGAAAAGCUACGGCCAAAGUCGAACACCAAACUUGCGCUGCUAUCACUUGAACAGUACGUAGGCACAAAUUGGACUUUCCUUUUUCCAUUUCCGUCUGGACGGAACCUCAACUUUUGCGUUUUGGGCACUUAGAGACUACAAGGCCAGUUUGUUUCACCUUUUUUUUGAAGAGGAGGACUGCAUGAUCCGGCUUGUUCUACAAACAAGGAAAGAGGGAUUUAUUCAUCCGUUUGAGUUUUUAUUUUUUUACAUGUAUAUAUCGGCAGUUUUAAGUCCCACAACAAACCAUCACACCUGAUGAAUUCUGUAAUUAUUUAAAGACGCUAUUAUCUGUAUGUUCUAUAUCGUACACGACAUGAUGGUACUUCAGUACGCAAACCUUAUUGCUGUAUUCUUGUAACACCGUUUGAAGGGAGGCAGGUAAAACAUGGCGUUGGCGCUCCGGGUCGACCAUCCACACGAUACAGUUUGUCCGGUUUGUGGUGAAAGUGUUAGAGAGUAGCAGUGUACCUGUACAUAAACUGGAGAACUUUUUCUGUUUGAUUGUUGUUUGAGAUUAGUUUGACUUAUGUAAGCUCAGUUAUUUAUACAGUUUUUAUAUGAAAACACGAUUGUAGCAACUGCUGUUAACGGACUUUCUGAGACGACAGACUGCCAAGUAUUAGCACAUUCCUGCAGCGUGGUGGGACUCUUCUGUUUUCUACAGAACACGGAGUAUUUUGUUUUCAGGUGUUCCUCCUCUGCUCGUUUCUGCCGACCAUCCGCCCUCUUUGUGCUUACAGCUGACAUAAGCAAUAAGCCGUAGAACGAUGUUUCCUUUUCCAGUCUGAACCCCAGCAGCUCCUCACAGCGCUCGCCCGCCAUCUGAAGCUUUUGAGCACGCUAGCGUGACGCAGGUCAGCCCAACUUUUCCACGAGAAGGAAUCCCGUCAGGAAUCGGAUGAGCUUUCUUCAUUCCAUCUGAAAGACUGUGAUGUAGAUAUUGUAUCAGAGGCUGCAGGAAAUGAAUAAAGGUUAGAUUAAACAUGAAACGUCUGAAAGCACAAAUGGAAAAUGAAAUAUCAGAUAUUUAAGAGGAUUUACCAGUAAUUUAUCCUGUAAGAUCACGUUUGUUUUGUUACAUGGAAGUGAAAUUGUGUUUUAUCUCAAAUUUCACCAGGAUUUUGUGAAGUACUGAAUCCAUGAAUGUUCUUUCCUCACCAAGGAAAAUUUCUGGUUUGCUGCAAACUCAGAAAUGAUAAAAAUGACCAUUAAGGAAGGAUUUAUUCAAAAACAUCUAAAACUUGUGUGUAUUAGCGUGUCAUUAAAGGUUUUGACAGGU
Molecule: messenger RNA, 4835 nt
Organism: Oryzias melastigma (Indian medaka)
Lineage: Eukaryota; Metazoa; Chordata; Actinopteri; Beloniformes; Adrianichthyidae
Gene: asic4a
Product: acid-sensing (proton-gated) ion channel family member 4a
Exons: 18
Coding region: 1787-3406 (539 amino acids)
Biological process (GO): sodium ion transmembrane transport
Cellular component (GO): membrane
Molecular function (GO): ligand-gated sodium channel activity
Source: RefSeq, a predicted model, not a curated record